CAGAAAGAGCUUGUGGGAAGCACCCGCCAACCGCCAGAGAGAGCGAGUGGGAGAGAGACAGACCAAAAUCGAUCGCGAAGCAAGCAACGGAGCACACAGGAUAGUGCGCUGAAGUCAAGAAGGUUAAUAGAGACCGGACCGUGUGUUCAUACUUCAUAAAUACACUUUAAGUAAUCUUAUAAAGUGGACUACUCUCUGGGUGCGUCAGGUGGGAUAAAGGAGGCGUUUAUGAAAGAAGAGAGUGACUGACUGACACCACUGAGGAUGAAGAAGAGCAAAAGUGUGUUAGCGGUGUCACCAGGCGGUGACACCAAUGAGCCUCCGGGAGUGCCCCUGUUCGGCAGCACUCUGGGGGUGGACCUUCGCCGGGGCCGCAGGCGUCACUCGGGCACGCUACAGCUGCCCCCGUUGUCAUGGCGACAGGCGGAGAGGGAUCUAUGCCGCACGCCGGAGGACGACACCAUGGCCCGGCCCACCACCCUGCCCUUCCACGCGCUGCCACAAAUCAACAUCACCCACGCCGACCCCGACAGCUUCGAUGUGGAGAAUGGCCCGUCUGCAUGCUGCAGCCCCUGGGAUCCCCAGGCGUCCCCUGGCACCGGCCUGGUCCUGCACCCCAACCUGGGGGCCCACGGGCAGCGCCGAGAGUCCUUCCUCUACCGCUCCGACUCGGACUACGACCUGUCGCCCAAGUCCCGCGAGUUGUCGCGUAACUCCUCAAUCGUCGGCGAACUGCAUGGAGAAGACCUGAUCGUGACCCCCUUUGCUCAGGUUCUUGCCAGUCUUCGCACAGUACGGAACAACUUCACCACCUUGACCAAUGUACAAUGUACCUCCAAGAGAUCACCUGCUGGCCCCCAGCCUCCCGUCACCAGAGUCUGUCAGUCAGACGAGUCGUACCAGAAGCUGGCCAUGGAGACCAUGGAGGAGCUGGACUGGUGUCUGGACCAGCUGGAAACCAUCCAGACCUACCGGUCCGUCAGCGACAUGGCCUCCAACAAGUUCAAGAGGAUGUUGAACCGGGAGCUGACACACCUGUCGGAGACGAGUCGCUCCGGCAACCAGGUGUCAGAGUUCAUCUCCAACACCUUCCUUGACAAGCAGAAUGAGUUGGAGUUACCGUGCCCCAUGGCCAAGACCAGAGAGCGAAAGAAGAGACCCCAUCACCAGACCCAGCAGGAGGGUCAGGGGACCUUGACCCAGAUCAGCGGGGUCCGGAAGCUCAGCCACACCGCUGGGCUCCAAGGCAGCAGCGUCAGCCGCUUUGGAGUCAAGACGGACCAGGAGGACCUGCUGUCUAAGGACCUUGAGGACAUCAACAAGUGGGGUUUGAACAUCUUCAGGGUGGCCGAGCACUCCCACAACCACCCGCUCACAUGCACCAUGUACACCAUCUUCCAGGAGCGAGACCUGAUGAAGAUGUUUAAAAUCCCUGCGGACACCUUCGUGACCUUCAUGAUGACCCUGGAGGCCCACUACCACUCAGACGUAGAAUACCACAACAGCCUCCACGCUGCAGACGUGGCCCAGUCCACACACAUCUUGCUCUCUACACCCGCUCUGGAUGCCGUCUUCACGGAUCUGGAGAUCUUGGCGGCCAUCUUUGCGGCAGCCAUCCAUGACGUGGACCACCCUGGGGUCUCCAACCAGUUCCUCAUCAACACCAACUCAGAGCUGGCCCUGAUGUACAACGAUGAGUCGGUCCUGGAGAACCACCACCUGGCUGUGGGCUUCAAGCUGCUGCAGGAAGACAACUGUGAUAUCUUCCAGAACCUGACCAAGAAAGAACGCCAGUCCCUCAGGAGGAUGGUCAUAGACAUGGUACUGGCCACUGACAUGUCCAAACACAUGAGCCUAUUGGCUGACCUGAAGACCAUGGUGGAGACCAAGAAGGUGACCAGCUCUGGAGUGCUGCUGCUGGACAACUACACAGACAAAAUACAGGUGAUGCGUAACAUGGUUCAUUGUGCUGACCUCAGUAACCCCACUAAGUCUCUGGAGCUGUACCGCCAGUGGACCGACCGCAUCAUGAACGAGUUCUCCCACCAGGGAGACCGGGAGAGGGAGAGAGGCAUGGAGAUCAGCCCCAUGUGUGAUAAGCAUACGGCUUCAGUGGAGAAGAGCCAGGUGGGCUUCAUCGACUACAUCGUCCACCCUCUGUGGGAGACGUGGGCCGACCUGGUGCACCCUGACGCUCAGGACAUCCUGGACACCCUGGAGGACAACAGGAACUGGUACCAGAGCAUGAUCCCCCAGAGCCCCUCUCCCCCCUUCUACACCAGCGACGGAGAGGUGGAUGGAGAGGGAGGACACAGGUUCCAGUUUGAGCUGACGCUAGAGGAUGAACAGGAUGAGGAUGGCCAGAUAGGAGUGGAGGAGGGCGAGAGAGGGACGGAAGGGGGGUGGUCGCCAGUUGACCAGGGUGGAGUGUAGAUGAACACACGUGGAGCUUCCCCCACAUAACGAGCCGUGACCCGCGAUCUUCAUAAAUGGAAGCAUCAGUUUUAGGUUGUGUUUCACGUUUUGUUUUUCUUGCAGUGGAGGAAUCCUGCAAUCUGGCUCUUUGGAGCUGCUCUGCUUGUGCGCGAGGGCCUGACUGGCUUUGGGCCCCUGUAGAAGAGGGUGGGGAACCCCGACACUUGGUUUGGGAGCCCUCGGGAAGAAGAGUAUGAAGAGUUGAAAAGUGAUGCCUUGAAGGAGUCGUGUUGAAAAUGCUAGUGUGUGGCAGAAGUACCGUAUCUUGGUCCUUGGUAGCCAGAUAAUACAAUCUUUGUUCUGACAAAUACUGAAGAUGAAACUAAGCUAGGCAAAGAGACUCUGUUGCGUUCAAUUGGGACAAGAUGAGACACUUGCACUUCAGAGCGAUCGUUGUUCUUUGUGACUAAUUUCGAGUACAUGUUUUGUUUUGUAACGGGAUGGGAUUUUGCCGGGUAGCAUCCAAUGUUCAAACUAGUGAUCCACAGGUGUUUGUAACGAAGAAGGUGUACCCUUUUUGUGACAAUUGUUUAAAGACUUUUGUGUGCCUUUUUUUUACGACAGGGUCUUUUGUACGUAAUUUUAUAAUUUAUUGAACAGGUUUGAACACGCAGUCUUCCUGAUGUCUUUUCGGCAAUAGUGUAAGCUUCCUUUCACAAUGAUGUUUAGUGGACUUUCCAAAACCUUUUCUAAGAGUAGGUAGGGAGCUAGGAAAGUGUUUAAACUAAAGAGUCAAUAAAUCUACUAAAGAGAGGUUCUUCUUUAACACCCAACUCAUGAGACUAUACAUGUAUUGUUAUAUGGUACCUCACAAAUUUAGAAUCAAUAUAAACAAAUGCCACAGAACCAAUAACUUCCAAAUUCACAGCAAAGCAGUUGCAAACCUGUUACUUUUGAUUUUACAUAUUUGCUUAACCGUAAAGCAAUUAUCGCGAUCUUUUCCCAUGUAAACUGUCAAAACCAAUACACUCCAAAGAUGUCCUGAUAAAUGCACUUUAACAGUGAAAUGGAACCCUGCCUAAGAGAGGAGUGCUGUCAUACCUGAUUACCACUUCAAUCAAAUUUCUUCAGAUUUUUUUGAGAGAAAACAUUUGAAUGGUUUCUUUCCAGAGAGAGAGAGAAAUCCCAAAGUCAAAAAAUAAACCUCCAUUCAACAAUGUCUGAUUUCAGCUAAUGUUUAUUAUUUUGGUUGCCAGAUCCCCCUUGAGCUGACAACUCUCAAGGUUUGGCAGAAAUGGCAGAACAAAUGGCAUCUUUUUAAAUGUUGAUUCAAUGUUAAAUUAAUGUCAUCUAAAAUGUCCCCUGUAGUUUUCUCCAUAAUUUCUGUCAAGCACUUUGACAAGUUGGAUAGCUCAGCACCUAUUUGCUAGUCUGGCAACAAUACAUCUAAAUGGUACUGCAAUGUAAGCUACAUCUCUCAGCUGUGGGGAUAUCAGCAUAACAUCACUGUGACAACAUUUCCCACCUUGACUGUGUGUGUGUUUCUGUGUGUGUGUGUGUGUGUGUGUGUGUGUGUGUGUGUGUGUGUGUGUG
Messenger RNA from Coregonus clupeaformis (lake whitefish), 4008 nucleotides. RefSeq names its product cAMP-specific 3',5'-cyclic phosphodiesterase 4B. Gene Ontology annotation, molecular function: 3',5'-cyclic-AMP phosphodiesterase activity; transmembrane transporter binding. Gene Ontology annotation, biological process: signal transduction. The record is from RefSeq and is a predicted model, not a curated record. Bases 265 to 2433 code for a protein of 722 amino acids. NCBI's taxonomy places the organism in Eukaryota, Metazoa, Chordata, Actinopteri, Salmoniformes, Salmonidae. Gene Ontology annotation, cellular component: cytosol; nucleus; perinuclear region of cytoplasm. The transcript has 17 exons.